Molecule: messenger RNA, 600 nt
Organism: Geodia barretti
Lineage: Eukaryota; Metazoa; Porifera; Demospongiae; Tetractinellida; Geodiidae
Source: the annotation of a GenBank genome assembly
AUGGGCCGCGGAAACAACCGGCCGCCCGGCCGGACUGACCGACUGGCCGUCGACAACAGCAUCCGAGCCGCCCGGGUCGGAGACGUGGUGAUGGUGCAAGGCCUCAGCCUGGACUACGACGAUGCCUAUCUGGUGGUGGAACACGUGCAUCGCUGCGCCGGUAGCGGCAUCGAGUGGCGCGAGAUAGUGGCCGCCGACGCCCGCCGGCAGGUGCGGCUGGAGUGGUCCGGUGACGGCGAUAACCUUUUCGUCACCGCGGCCGCAGACCCCCGGCCGAUGGGGCUGGACUCCAUCGGUUUGACCGAGGAUGACCUGAUCGCGCUGGACGAAGCGCACUCGAUCGACAACGGCGUAAUCAUUGAAGAACGGCGUUAUUCGUAUCGCAACAGCUUCGAAGCGAUUUACUACCGGGACAAUCAAAUGGACGAGGGUGAAGGCUUCUACAUGUGGGAGUUCGUGGCGGACGACGGGCAGGACAUGCUGGCAAUCACCAAGUUCGAGGGCAUUCCUUUUGAAGCCCACUUCAGCGACAUCAUCCAUCCGGAUGCUGUGGCGCUGUACCCGGGAGAGCGAUCAGAGACCCAACGACGAUACGACUGA